Molecule: messenger RNA, 1326 nt
Organism: Lachancea dasiensis
Lineage: Eukaryota; Fungi; Ascomycota; Saccharomycetes; Saccharomycetales; Saccharomycetaceae
Source: the annotation of a GenBank genome assembly
AUGGCCUCAUUACCGGGUCUUACAGACUAUCUGGCAGCCCCAAAUAUUGAAGAAAGCUCAAACAAACCACAGAUUGUCUCAGUACCGGCUGGCAGUGAAUGGAGAGUUCAGAUUCCUCAGGGCUCCAAGCUAACAAUUAAACAACUAUCUGGCAUAGCAGAGAUCUUCGGAACCGAAUUAUCUCUAGAUGUACCGUACUUAUUUGGGCCAACAAAUCUGGCCAUCUACGCUGUUGAGGAUAGUGAAAUCGAAUGGAUUUCCCCAGAGUUGACCAGUCAAUCAAUGUCUGAUGAUACCAAUAUGAAAUAUAUUUACAACGUACAUUUUGCCCUGGAAAAACUGCGAGUAUCAAGUUUCGAUGGCCCGCGUGUGCUUAUAGUCGGCGAAUCGUGCACGGGCAAAACAAGCCUUGCCAAGAUUUUAUGCGCGUAUGCCCUCAAAAUCAAGUCUUACCAACCACUGAUGGUCAAUCUUGACCCUCAAGAGUGCAUUUAUUCUCCUCCGGGAUGCUUGACUGCCACGCCUAUCUCUGAUUUGCUAGAUGUUAGCUACAACACUUGGGGUCAAAGUAUGACAAGUGGUGCUACUAAAUUACACAGCAAACAACCUUUAGUCAAAAAUUUCGGUCUGGAACACAUUUCAGAAAAUAGAGGUCUGUACAUGAACACAGUACAGAGUCUUGCAGACACAAUUCAUUCUCGAUUAGCUAGUGAUGCAAUUGUUCGUCGUUCUGGGCUUAUAAUCGAUACUCCUGCAUUGGAACAAUUGGACGGCGAUUUGACAAAGAUUAAAGAAAUCGUUUCCCUAUUUAAGGUCAAUGCCAUCAUUGUUUGCGGACAUGAUGACUCAAUUGCUAUGAAGCUAAAUGAGGUCUUGCCAGUUGAAUCUCUGACGAUCGUACGACUUCCCACCUCCAGUGGAAUCGUCAAGACCGAUGACGUUUUCAAACGAGCUUUACAAACCAGUGCCAUCAGAGAAUACUUCUAUGGGGAUUCUAAGAUGGUUUUGAGCCCCUACACUAUCGGGGCAGACUUCGACAUGCUUACUGUAUGGCAACCUACCAGUACUUUAAACACAAAUUCGCCGACAAACCAGAACCUUAUACCCGUUGACAUCAACGCUAGCAAUCUGCAGCAUGCGAUGGUUGCGAUCAGUUAUGCUCCAAGAAAGGCUUCUGGUGACAUAGUUUCGAACAGUCCAAUAUUAGGCUUUGCGCUCAUCAUGGAAGUUAAUGACACCAAAAAGAGACUCAGGAUUCUGCUUCCCGUACCCGGAAGACUGCCAGAAUUUGCUAUGGUCCUUACAUCAUAUAGAUAUUUAGAAUAG